AUGGGCAAACAUUUUUCGAAAUCUACUAUAGAUGGUCCGAAAGCAAAAUUUCCAUAUCGGGAGGCGAUUGGUUCUUUAAUGUACCUCAUGGUGUGUACAAGGCCAGAUAUAACAUGCGCGAUAGGCGUAUUGAGUCGUUUCCUUGAAAAUCCAUUUGAAAUUCAUUGCCAAGGAGUUAAGCGUGUUUUUAGAUAUAUAAAGGGCACACUUGAGUAUGGUGUAUCAUUUAACCUCAAUUCAAGUGAUACUGAGCUCGUCAUGUAUUGCGAUGCAGAUUGGGGCAAUGAUAGUGAUACCCGUCGCAGCAUUUCUGCUUGGAUUGCAUUCAUAAAUGGUGGUCCAGUUAGUUGGAGUUCUAGGCGACAGAGUGUAACUGCAACAUCCACUACUGAAGCAGAGUUUUUGUCAAUUUGUGCAGCAACAAAAGCAGUUGUAUGGUUGCGCAAGCUUACAAGCGAUGUAAAUUGCAAACAAUAUGGUGCUACUAUUAUUAACUGUGACAACCAAAAGGCAAUAGAGUUAGUGAAGAAUCCAGAUUCAUCAAAGCGAACUAAGCACAUCGCUAUACAAUACUUUUACGCCUGUGAUAUGCAAGCUACUGGUGAAAUUGACAUGAAGUAUGUCGAAAGCAACAAACAACUUGCGGAUGCUCUUACAAAAUCUCUUAGUAAAAUUAAGUUUGAAAUGUUGAUAAGCCAAUAUGGUCUAGCUAAAGUUUGUAAUAAAAAAAGCGAGAAGGAGUGUUGA
This is a messenger RNA of Teleopsis dalmanni, 747 nucleotides long. Its product is annotated as secreted RxLR effector protein 161-like. Lineage: Eukaryota; Metazoa; Arthropoda; Insecta; Diptera; Diopsidae. The record is from RefSeq and is a predicted model, not a curated record. The transcript has a single exon. Bases 1 to 747 code for a protein of 248 amino acids.